Messenger RNA from Onychostoma macrolepis, 6224 nucleotides. It is a transcript of the gene itga5, whose product is annotated as integrin, alpha 5 (fibronectin receptor, alpha polypeptide). Gene Ontology annotation, biological process: angiogenesis; cell adhesion mediated by integrin; integrin-mediated signaling pathway. The record is from RefSeq and is a predicted model, not a curated record. The transcript has 32 exons. Gene Ontology annotation, molecular function: integrin binding. The coding region runs from base 951 to 4121 and encodes 1056 amino acids. Gene Ontology annotation, cellular component: integrin complex; external side of plasma membrane. NCBI's taxonomy places the organism in Eukaryota, Metazoa, Chordata, Actinopteri, Cypriniformes, Cyprinidae.
AAAGAUUCGUUCACGAAUCGAACCUCGUUAGUAUGAAAUAAAUGAAGUUUUUUUUUUUGGUCGGUCUGAGUUUAAACAAGACGAAAAGAUUGGUUGAAAGUGGUGUGGCUGUGGUCCGACAGCUGUGAGCUCCCCCUUCACACCCUACUUUCCCAAAUAGAAGGCUUCUCACGGCGAGUUCCCCAGCCACGCAGCCAAAUUUGGCUCCCCAUUUCAAUCCCUUGGGCAGAGGCUGAAUCAACUAAAACAACACAAUCUAAUUCCAGUCGGUGUAGUGGCUUUUUACAACUCAGAGACGCGCUAUUUCCCAGCUCCGCGUGUCUUGACGGUGUCAGAUCUAUAAAUGGAGAUUGCUCAGUGUACAGGCUUGUGUAUUAUAAACAACAUUUCUCCAAAUUAAAACUGACUCAUAGUCUAAUACCUACACGUGGAAUUUGUAGUGGGCCUAUUGCUCCAAAACAGCGAUGGCUUUCUUGACAAGCGUUAUCAGAGAAGGUUCAUGUUGAAGGCAACAAGUUUGGAGAUCGUUUUUUGGAGGAUAACGCACUUUGAAAACAGCUCUUUCAUUGUUUAGAAGGUUAUGUAUCAAACCAUUAAAUUAUGUAGGCCUACUAAAACCAUAAGUAAUAACUGUCAUGACAUCAUCCUUUCAGGAUAUGAAUUCUACAAGGACAACUCCACCUCUAUGGGAGUUUGUCACGAGUAGAAGAACUGAACCUCCUCCUAAUACCCCUUCAAUUAAGCUGGAGGGAGGACGCAGAAAGGAGAGAAGGGGACAGAUAGACGGAGGCGCGGUACCAGGGCGCUUGGAAAAAUAAGGAUCAGACUGAUACGCUUCACUGAGGCAUGCGUUUUGCGUAAGGCAGCAUCUUCAGGAGGAUUCCGCUCAAGUGCCCCUUUUGUUCUGAAAGAAGUUUAAUAAAGAAGUGGUUUGUGACAUAUCGAUUACUAUGGGCUCCAAAAGGCACCGUUCAAAGACUUCAGCGUCUUCUCACAACCCGAGCUGCUCUCCAAUGGGACUUUCACUGUUGAUUCUUCUACCUUUGUCUGUUGCCUUCAACUUGGAUGUGGAGAACCCAGCGGUGUAUACUGGACCCAACGGUAGUUACUUCGGGUACUCGGUGGACUUUUACAUGACUGAAUCAAGUGUGAGUAUUAUAGUUGGAGCACCCAAAGCCAACACCAGCCAGCCCAACAUCAGAGAAGGAGGAUCAGUCUUCUACUGUCCAUGGAGCCUCAGCCAAUCACAAUGUAGUAGCAUAGAGUUCGAUAUACAGGGAGAUCUAAACAUUACAGUGAAUGAAGCAGUACAUCAGGGAGAGUUCAAAUCCCAUCAGUGGUUUGGAGCAACGGUACGAGUGCACGAAGAUAGUGUGCUGGCUUGUGCCCCCCUCUACUCCUGGAGAGCCAUGGAGGACAAGCCUCAUGCUGAUACUACUGGCUCGUGUUUUCUGUCCGUCAAAAACUUCACUAAGUUUGUGGAAUAUGCUCCGUGCCGCACAGAAUUCCGUGGAAGAAAAGGACAAGGCUACUGUCAAGGUGGAUUCAGUGCUGAUUUUACACAGGAAGGAAAGGUGGUGCUUGGAGGACCUGGCAGUUACUUCUGGCAAGGCCAAGUGAUCACUGCAGUUAAACAAGAAAUAGUAAAAGCCUAUUACCCAGGAUUCUUCUUGACCUCAGUGGAAGGCCAGAUUCAGACCAAACAGAAAAAAGAGAUCACAUUUGAUGACACCUACAUGGGUUACUCAGUGGCUGUCGGCGAGUUCAGUGGUGAUGAUGAUGAAGACUUUGUGACUGGAGUUCCCAGGGGAGUCAGACUGCAUGGACAGGUUUCAAUUCUCAAUGGUUCUCUGGAUAUGCUGAAGACCUUCACUGGUGAGCAGAUGGGUUCCUACUAUGGCUAUGCUGUGGCUGCCACUGACAUAAACAAUGAUGGGAUGAUGGACCUGCUGGUUGGCGCUCCCAUGUUCAUGGUUCGUGAUUCUGAUGGGAGGUUGGAGGAGUUGGGUCGGGUCUAUGUGUACAUGCAGAACGGACCUCUGGAUCUCACACCUCAGCUACCUCAUCUCACCGGCACGCACACGUUUGGCCGGUUUGGCAGCUCCAUUACCCCUCUCGGAGACCUCAACCAAGAUGGUUACAACGACGUGGCCAUCAGUUGUCCGUUUGGUGGGGAAAACAAACAAGGACUGGUGCUCAUCUAUAAUGGACAUGCUGCAGGACUCAGGGAAAAGCCCUCUCAGGUGAUCGCUGGCCAAUGGGCUUCUGCCGCACCGUCAGCUCUACCUGCCAGUUUUGGUUACGCCCUUCGUGGAGGCAAAGACCUGGAUAAUAAUGGCUACCCAGAUCUUAUUGUUGGUGCAUUUGGUGCAAACACUGCCGUUCUUUACAGGUCUCGUCCUAUUGUGAACACUAGUGCCACCUUGACUGUCUAUCCAACUAUGAUAAAUCCUGAGGAGAAAGUUUGCACCAUAAGCCGUGGGAACGAAACCCUGCAAGUGUCCUGUGUCAACCUGAGCUUUUGCCUCUCAGCCAAUGGGAAGCACCUACCAAAUCAUCUCGAGUUUAACGUUGAAGUUCAGCUGGAUCGGCUGAAGCAGCAGCAGAAGGGGGCCGUACGGAGAGCUCUGUUUUUAGACACCCAGCUUCCUGCUCUGCAGAGGACUCUGAUUGUGCCAAAUGGAGCCAGAGUCUGCAGUGACACCAAGAUCUUCUUGCGGGAUGAGAAGGACUUCAGGGAUAAGCUGUCGCCCAUCUUCGUUGCGCUCAACUUCAGCCUGAACCCUCAAUCCGCGGCAGACAGAUACGGCCUGCGGCCCAUCCUCAACUACCAGACAGCGGAGCUCAUCGAACAGAAAGCCCAGAUUUUAUUGGACUGCGGAGAGGACAACAUCUGCGUCCCUGACCUGAAACUCUCUGUGCACGGGGACAGGAAGGAAGUGUACAUGGGCGAUGACAACUCUCUGACCCUGACUUUCAACGCAAAGAACGAUGGAGGCGGAGCUUACGAAGCCGAGCUGUAUGUGGUCUUGCCACCAGAGGCCGACUACAGCGGAAUAGCCCGCAAUAACGAGAGCCUGACCCAACUGACCUGCAGUUAUGAGACGGAAAAUCAGACCCGUUACCUCAGCUGUGACCUGGGCAACCCCAUGAAAUCAGGCACUAGCUUAUGGGCCGGACUGAGAUUCACAGUACCACGUCUGAAGGACACACACAAAUUUGUGCAGUUUGACCUGCAGAUCCGUAGUAAGAAUGAGAAUAACUCCCAGAGUGAAGUUGUCCCUUACAAGUUGGAGGUGGUGGUCCAGUCAGAUGUUAUUCUACAGGGUGUCUCCCGACCAGACAAGGUCUUCUUUCCCCCACCGAACUGGAAGUUGACCAAGAAUGUGAUGGUUGAACAGGAUGUCGGACCCUCCGUGCAGCACACUUACGAGUUGGUGAACAACGGGCCGAGCCGCAUCAGUCACACUCUACUGCAGCUCAAAUGCCCCAUGAGGCUUCAAAGUAACAGGUUCAUUUACCCGCUGGAGGUCACGACGGAGGGCCCUGUUAACUGCACCACCCACAACAUAGUCAACCCCUUAAACCUCAAGCUCCAGCAGUCUUCUACAGAGCAGCCUCCUUUACGAGACGCGGCGCACGAACACCACAUCGAGAAGAGGGAAACGCACAAGGGCGAGCUGUCUCAGCUGACCAAUCUGUCUUGCUCCAGUGUGGAUUGCUGGACUCUAACAUGUAACAUUGGCCUGCUGGAGCGAGGGACUAGUGCCAUACUGCAUGUUCGCUCGCGAAUCUGGGCAGAAACGUUCAUGGAGAAUCCUUAUAAAUACUUUGUUCUGGAGUGCCUUGCUAGUUACAAAGUGGAAAAGAUGCCAUAUGCCAUUUUGCCCAAAGUGACUCCUAGUGGUGCUAAAAAGAUGGUCACUCCUGUGGUCUGGAAUAAGCCAGACAGUACGUAUGCUGUUCCUCUGUGGAUCAUCAUUCUGGCUAUUCUGGCCGGUCUUCUACUGCUCGCACUGCUGAUCUACGUCCUCUACAAGCUCGGCUUCUUCAAGAGAACUCCAUACGGCACGGCCAUGGAAAAAGCCCAGCUCAAACCUCAGGCUGCAUCCGAGGCCUAAACUCCACAAGAGAGCAUUCAGAAAACACGUCCCGGAGAAUGUUCUUAACCAGAGGCCAUCCAAAGAGAGCUUACUUGCUGUUUAAAAAAAAAAAAAAGACAAAAAAAAGACAAAAACUAGACUGCAGUAAAGGAAUACGGAGGAAAGAUCACUGGAUCUUCACUGUACUGCACUAGAUCAUGAGACCCUGAGGACUUAAAGCCAAAUGAAUGUUGACAUUGUUUAUUUUAUAUUAUUAUUUUUCCUUGAUGUGGGUUUCCAUUUUUAACCACCACUUAUAGCCUACCACUCACAAACAGAUCUUAACCAAAACUCAGGAUCACUUGCCUCACCUGGCAACCUGCUAAAGGAGAAAAUGAGACAAAAUCUACGGACACAAUCUGCACUAAUAAUAAGAGUAACAUUUAUUAUAUUUGAAUUUUUAACAAUUUCAUUUAGUUUUUUGGUCUUAGUCCGCAACUGCAGUGUAGUUUUUUACAUUUUUAACGUUAAACACACACACGUUUGCACCAAAAAAAAACCUUCUAUGCAGUAUUUCACAACCAACCAAAGAUAUUGAUACAGGUUUUGCUCAUUUAUUGUUUUGAAAGUGAGAAUGAGGUAGUUUGAUACCUCACCAUGGACCCUCAUCUCCAGUUUCCUGCUGUCUUUUUUUCUUUUUUCUUUUUAUGAAGAUGUUUUAAAUGUUGGAAUGGGUUUUCACUUCAAAUGAGAUGUUUUCAGCUCAGUCUCCUCUGUAUCUUCUGAAGGAAGCAAGCCAGGUUGGUUUCGUUCUCAGGUGAUGCCGCGGAAAGGAUCGAGUGACUCAUUUCCGCGGAAAACAUUGUCAGGAUCCUUCGCGGAAGGCGACCGUUCUUCCCUACUGAAUGUCAGCCAUUUCCGUCCUGUUAUCGUAGUAGUAACAAGCGACAACGUUGCCUUAAAAGUCAUCUGGGACUCAACUGGAUCCGCGCCGAGCCUGUGAAACCUCGCCGAUGCCUUGAAGCAGAGCUGUGCUUUGCCGUUACGCUAACAGACUCUUGGGCCAAAGAGCGGAAGGGUCGUCCCUCCAAACUUCUGUGGGUGAACGGAGAAUCACUGUGGACUUGGAAGGAAAUUUGAAAGCAAACCUCUUCCAAGGCAGCAGGCCUCAUCCAGGGACUGAAUGUUGAAAAACACCUGUAUACUUGGUUUUGUCUUUUUUUUUUUUGUAUGCGUGUCUCUGUGAUAAUCUGCUUGUGUGCAUUUGGAUGCAAGUUUUUUUUUUUUUUUGGUUUUAUGGAGCGCCACAGUCAGUGUAGAAAUGCCUCCGUACAUCAUGGUGCUGAAGUGGCCGAAUCAGACAGGAAGUAACUACAAUCACCCAUCGUGAAACUCCUGUUUCAGUGAGCCACCUAGAAAGGGAAAGCAGCUGGAACUGUGGAAUGUGUAGGAAAUCUGUAUGGAAGUGCAAUAUUGUUGUAUUUUAUUUUUUUUUUUCAACUUGUUUUGUCAUGUGCAUAUUAACACUAUAUUUUAGUGAAGUUCUCAGAAAUAAGGAGUAUUUGAAGACAACACCCAGUUUGAGGGUUGAAAUUAUCCCAGAUGUUCAGAUAAUUUAAAAGACAGUGUAAUGCUGUAGUCUAAAAAAAAAAUACAGAAAUGUGACUCAACUGCCUAAAAGGUCCAGAUUUUUAAUGAUAUAAAUUGUGAUUGUACCAACAAUUGUGGAAAGAUUGUGAUUUUACUAACCAAACCGGGUUGUUUGAAUUGAUACAAAACCAAAUAACUAACACACAGACUCCACUUGAAUCCUUAGUAAUGUUUUGAAUCUCUUUUGUACAUUAUCAAAAAUUAUUUAUGCCUCCAAAAGUUUGAUUUUUGUAUUUUAAGCGGGAGGAAACACUGGGUAUGUCUUCACUUUUUGUUUUUUUUUGUUUUUAAAAACUGCCCCAAAUCCCCGUUUAUGUUUUAAGUUGUACAUAUGUUUGGUGAGGAGAUUAUUUUAAUUUUCAGCUGAUACUGAUUUGACGUAUUUCAUCGCCCCAUAUUGGGGAGAAUCAGAGGGAUGUUCAAGUAAUUAUUUGUAUUUACAGUUUGCAUUUUAAAAUAAAUCACUUUCAGUUUUUUUACAACUUCUGGUUG